GAAUGUUCGGCCCUGCUUUCUUAUUAGUCUGCUUGUGAAGCUGGAUAUAGCUCACCAUGAACCCCAUAACACAAAAACAAAAGCAAAAGCAAAAACUCAUACACAAUGGCCUACCAAGUUUCUCCCACCUCCAAUUUAACGCAUUUACACAGCUAAGGUGGAAAAAAUCUCAUAUGCCUAAAACCACAAGCAGCACUCUUCUAGCAGCAUAUGCUUCAAUUUUGCAGCAAGAGGUACGAGUCUCAUCCGUGGUACAGGAGGCCAACGCAUUUUACCACUUGAUGAAGAUCGUAGUGAGUGAUAUUCUUGAGAUUUUUUCGAGGUAUGAAAUCAGUGACAGAUGGUAUAAAAUUGAGACGCUUCAAGUCCACUGUGGGUGAUGGCGAUGUGGGUUCAGGCAACAAUUUGAAAAUAUUGAGGCAUAAGUUUCUUCUCUGCAAUAACAUCUAAAACAGCAAUAGCCCCCGACACCAUAAUAACCAAAGUCUACGAAUUUACCACUUCUACAAUCACCUUACCUUAAUAGAAUCCUGUAAGUUAAAUGUUUUUUGCUGAAGUCAAAUAUAGAGGCUUCAAGAGCAGGAAAAAAUACAAAACAAGUUAUAACCAAAUGGAUGUCAGAACAGUAAAUCAAUGCUUUAAUUACUCAAAAAAGAUUCUAACGAAGACAUUAAAAUUGAUAUAACACAUCUAGUUUGCAGCUGAAUUGUAAAUAAACAUUUUGUGCAAGAAAUGACAUCAAUAACACUUACAUCAGUGUAUAUUGACAAAAGCUUUCUUAUAUUGUCCAUCAAUUACACACGACUCUGCUAAUGCCUGAAAUAGAGAAAGGACGAAUAGUAAAUAAAGUCACAGUGACUAAAAAAAAAAAAAAAUUCACAAGACGGCUUGUUCAUCUGUCAUGGAUGAUGCAUUGGGCUGUUGGUUCUAUGGCAGAGAUAACAGGCAGUGCAGAAUAAAAUUAUAGGUGGCCAAGAUUUAACAGUUGAAAAGAGAUCCUAAUGAAAAGAUGGAUUUCUAGCCAGAGCUACAAGGGCAACUUGCGGUAUGUACAACCAGAAAGUGUAAUUCCCCAAC
Messenger RNA from Ziziphus jujuba (common jujube), 1077 nucleotides. RefSeq lists its product as uncharacterized. The transcript has 3 exons. The coding region runs from base 57 to 380 and encodes 107 amino acids. The record is from RefSeq and is a predicted model, not a curated record. Lineage: Eukaryota; Viridiplantae; Streptophyta; Magnoliopsida; Rosales; Rhamnaceae.